This is a messenger RNA of Entamoeba invadens IP1, 498 nucleotides long. RefSeq names its product vesicle transport protein SFT2B, putative. Gene Ontology annotation, biological process: vesicle-mediated transport. Bases 1 to 498 code for a protein of 165 amino acids. Gene Ontology annotation, cellular component: membrane. The transcript has 2 exons. NCBI's taxonomy places the organism in Eukaryota, Evosea, Mastigamoebida, Endamoebidae. The record is from RefSeq and is a predicted model, not a curated record.
AUGAAUUUUGUGAACGAAGACGUCCUCCUUGAUAAAGAUGCGUUAAACGAAACAGCAGCUUUCACCGUGGAAGAACCUUGUCAAUGUCUCGAACUUUCACUUCGAACUCGAAUAUUUGGGUUCUUAAUAACAUUCACCAUCGGCGGGACGUUACUCAUCAUAUGCAUUCCACUACUUGGAACAGUACUUGUUGCACCAACAGUGUUUGCGAUUGUCUAUACCAUUGCUAUAUCACUCAUCUUCUGCUCGAUGUUCUUCUUGUAUGGACCAAAGCAACAGUUUAAUAAAUUGAUAUCCUCUCCACUCAGAUUUAUAGCGUUUUUGAUAUGUUUAGCGACAACGAUAUUCACACUCUUUUGUGUCUUCAAAUUCAGAUUCUUGUUGGUCAUUAUUAUAUCAAUUAUUUUACAACUCGCAGCUUCUUCGUUCUACGGAUUCUCACUACUUCCCUUUGCGCAAAAUAUUUGGGAGAAAUGCACGAAAGGGAGAAAGGAGUGA